Molecule: messenger RNA, 4797 nt
Organism: Symbiodinium sp. CCMP2592
Lineage: Eukaryota; Dinophyceae; Suessiales; Symbiodiniaceae
Source: the annotation of a GenBank genome assembly
AUGCAGGGUCUCGCACUCGCCCCUCAAGAAGACAUCGAGGAGGAAGCUAAGCCACAGGAAGUUGAGAAGACGGUGCAGAAGAGGCUGCCCGACGCCCUGCCGAAGGUAGAUCCCACGGAGCACGUGCUGGCGCUGAGGGACUUGAAACAAGCGCUCGAGGAGGAGCAGAGGCUUCGCAGGAGUGCCGACGAGGCGGCCAAGGCUGCCGAGAGAGAGCUGGCUCAGAGCAAGGAGACCGUGGCUGCCCUGGAGGCGGAGCGGCGAAGACUUAUCGAGCAGAGUCGGGAGCUGGACGCUGACCUGCAAGCGCUUCGCUCUGCCGCGGCGCGGCGGGAGGAGCGCGGCACCCGCGAGGCGCCGGUCCCUGCCGACCUCGGGGAGGGUGACGUCGCGGCCGACGAUGAAGCUGACCCGGCACUUCGCGCCGACUCCCCCGCACUGACCAUCGAGGAGGCCAAAGCGUUUCUCCUCCGCCUCGCCAAGCGCCGCGACGGGGUCCGAGCGCUGCGGCCAUCGCUGUGUGGCGCGCUGAGACAACUCGGCGAAAGCCUUUACACAUCGCCGGUGCACUUCGUCGACGAACUGCUGCAGAACGCCGACGACUGCGCCUAUCCUGUGGAAGAUGAUCCCAGCUUCACCAUGUCGCUGAGUGUCACAGAGGCCCGCUUCUCCUACAACGAGGUCGGAUUUCGGGCAUGCGAUGUGCUGUCGCUCUGUUCGCUCGCUGUGUCCACCAAGAAAGGUGGCGAGUUUCUGGGCCACAAGGGCGUGGGCUUCAAGUCCGUCUUCGCCUGUUCCAACUCCCCGGCGGUCAUUUCCGGCCUCUUCCGCUUUCAGUUUGAGAUCCCUGGGAUGGAUGAGCUCGCAUACAUCACCCCGCGGUGGCUGGAGCGGCUUCCGAGCGGUCUUGAGGAACCAAGUCGAGGGACUCACAUCCUCCUCCCCUUCCGGCCGGAGCUGCGCGAGGAUCCCGGGUUCCUGGAACAGCUUACCGGGGCCUUCGAACCGCUGGUGCUGCUGGGUCUCCGGAGGCUGCGACGUCUGCUCCUUGAGUCCCCCAAUGGCCAGAGGACCUCAGCGAUGCUGACGAAGGGAGCGCCGGACGAGUUCCUGGGUGCCGUGACCUGGAGGGCGGGGCUGCAGGUGAACGACGUGGAGCAGGUUUUCCGAGUCCUCGCCCGGAAGAAAGAUCCUAGCGAGGACGGCCAGGGGAACGACUUGGAGGUUUUGCUCGCCUUCCCGGCCAUCCCAGGGCCCGAGCUGCCUGUCUGCGCAGGGCUUCCUUGUGCUCGAGUGGGCCAUCGCUUCUUGCUACAGGCAAACUGGCAGCUGACCACCAGUCGCGAGGCUGUCCGGGAGUGCGCGCACAACUACGCGCUGCGUGCUGAGGCGGCGAAGCUUUUUGCCAUUGCAGCGCAGCACCCUGAGGUGACUUCGCACCUGCCCAUGUUCCUGCCUGCUGGAGGCGCUGCGACACCUCCUUUCUGGAAGAUCUUUGCCCAGGAGGUCGUGCGCGAAGUUCGGGAGGUCCUUCCCUCGUGCCUGUCGGGUCUUCAGAGCACUGCUGCUGGCGAUCUCCGGCUGCCUCACGAUCAGCUCCUGCAGUUGAUUCCCGCCGAAGACUUCCGCUGUGCUGGCAUCCAGGUGGUCGAAGAGAAGUCUGUUCGCAGCAUCCUCGAGCAGUGUGGCGUUCCUGUGGUCGGCGCGACCGACGCCUUCAGAUGCCUGCCGCAUCUCUCGCGCGACCGGCUUGAUGCAGAGUGGUGGGCGUGCUUUUUCCGAUUCCUCCUGGACGAGCGUGAGAAGGUCGACCUGAACGAUGUUGUGGAGCAGCCCGUUUGGCUAAUCCGCGGAGAGCGGCAGAAGAUGCCGAUGCACGCAGUGGCCGUCUUCUGCGCGGUGCCCGCGCACCUGCAGCCUUGGCGUGAAGAGGUGGUGUUUCUUGAGACAGCUUCGCCCGCGGAGCUGCGCUUUGCACAGCUGGCCGGGGUAGCGAAGACGUGGGAUCCUUUGGCCAUGGCUUCCACGGUCCUCAGCUUGCACUUGGAGCUUCGCCGGGUAGGCCUUCAAGAAGAGGACUUGGCGCAGCGGGAACAGUUGUGGGCGGAUCUCCAGUUCCUGAAGGAUCUGGCAGGUGCGGGCCACUGGAGCGACCUUGAGCGAGACUGCCGGAAGCAGUUCGAUGCAGCAGUGGGCGAAGUUGCCCUGGUCCCUGGCCCGGGUCCGGCUGGCGCCUUGACCGCUGCGAUGGCGAUGCUUCCGACCGCCAUCGGUUGCCAGGUGCCUCUCAGUCCCGGGUCUCGGGCCGUGGGCCUCCCCUACGGCGGGAAGAAGGCUGAGGAUAGCGUGCCUGCGGCCAUUGCGUGGGAGGCCUUCCUGAUGCGCUUGAACUGCAGAGCACCGGAGGUGGAUGCCUCGGCAGACACAUCCGCAAUCCCGCUGCCGCAUCUGUCGCAGCUCGGUUCGUCUCAGACUGUGCUGGCCGUACUGCAGGCGCUUCCAGCACGCACCCUCGAGUGGCUGCAGGCGAACACUCUGCUGGUCGCCGACAGCGGCCGCUUGGUGACGACUUCGGGCCUCGUGGCGGCGGCCGCGCUGCCCGGUCCAGCACCGGCGGGCGUCGAGACGGUCCAUGUGCCGCUGGACAUGGCGGAUGUGGCGGCGGCUUUGGGCAUUUGCAUCUCCCCGGGUGCCGAGCUCUGCUGGCUGAUGUUGGCAUCCCAAGCUGCCAGCUCACUGCGCCGGGUUGGGCCCUACGUCGAGGUCUUGGCUCGCCUGGCGGCGGUGGCCUACCAGGAAAAGGGCUGUCCCCCACCGGAGUCCUCGGCGCCGGUGCUCUUUCUUCCCGACGCAGCGGCCACGGGCGGACCGGAGUUCGCGGCGCUCCAGGAGAUCUAUGUCCAAGACGCCGACGCGGCAACCAGCGCGGCAGAGUGGGAUGAGGACCCGGCGAUUCAAGCCGGCUUUGCCCACUUGCGGCGCCUCCUCCGGCGGGGGCUCAUCAGCAGUACUGCAAACGUCGCCUACGCCUCCUUUGCGAAUGAGCUUCGGAUCUUCGGCUGCCGCGCCCGGCCUUCCGUGCGCGACGCCGUGGCCGCGCUGCGCUGCGCUGCAGGGGAGUCGGGCCUUCGACAGAAGCUCGGGCAGAGCGGCAUACCGGCUCGAGGAGAGCUUCUAAACGACAUGGGCGUGGAGGUUUUCCUGAGCCUCUACCGCUUGCUCGAGCUUGCGCUGGGCCAGGAGCCCACUGGCGCCGAAGAUGUGCAGAGGGCCGUUGAAGGCGGCGGGGGAGGCUUCUCCGGUGCCCGCGACGGCUCCGCCAAAUGGGGCUGGAAUGCGCGCUUGUCCCCAGGGCGUUCGGCGGAGAUGGGAGCGAGUGCACUGGCGGCCGCUUUUGCAGAAUGCGGUCCGCUGCCGGUGAUGACGUGGGAGGGACGACUGCUGGCAAACGAGAUGUCCUCGAGCGUUUGGGCUUGCCGCAGUCUGUGGCUCUUGGACGCUGCGCUUGGAUCCUCCGCGCCCAUUGAGUUUCUGCACCUUGAGAUCGCAGAGCUCUGCCCACAGCUGGUGGCCGCGAUGCAGUGGCCUUAUCUCGAAGGCCGCUGCGUCGUUCAAUGGCAGCAGGGGAACAACAACCCCGAGCACGACCUCCAAGAGGCUUCGGAGGCCUUUGCGAACGCCUUGGGCGGAAAGCCACUGCAGGUGAUCUCCUGCAACUGGAUCGCCUUGGAUGUUUGCUUCAGCCUCCACGUUGAGCUCCGGCCAGAGAUGCUGGCCGCCGGCGAGAGUUCUCAGAUUCCUGGCUUCGUGCGCGAGCGCCUGCGGGUGCAACCCUCGUGGGCCCUCGUCGGCGAAGGCGUGUUGGCCUUGGCGACUCACUUCGUAGAUGAGGCGGCCGCCCGUGCAGCCCUGGCGGCAUCGGCGCUAGCCGUUCUCCUGCAGUACUGGGCCGGCAUAUCCAAAGAGGAAGCCGAGGACCAGGCGCGGCUAGCCUGUGAAAGCAUCCGCUCCUAUGCCUCGCAGGUCUUUUGGGAGGCUGGCCAGGCGAACGUGGGCCUUUCCGGCGCCCGGUUCCUUCGAGGCACUGAGGUGCUCCUCCCCUGCGGCAAAGGGGAGGAUGUCCGACUGCCUGGCCUUAUGGGUAGUUUUGGAGGCGUGGAAUCCUACACAGACCAGGAGCCUCGUGGGCUGCCGGGAGUUUCCUCGCUCGCGGCGAACAGGCGCAGGGACCGGGAGCUCUUUGAUGCUGCAGUGGGGCAGCUGCUCUCCGGCGAGGGGUUCGCAGCUGCAAGGAGCUCGCGCACUGGGCCGCCCGUGGCGGACGUCGCGGCCCUGAAGGAGCAGCAGCUUCGCGUGGGCCAGCGAGCGGAGCACUUCUACAGCUGCUUCUUGCAGCGCAUCUACGGCGAUGCUUUCAAGCCGUCGAAGGACUGGGUGUCCUCUGCGCGCCUGGCGAUUUAUCCAGAUGCGCGGCAGGGCGUCGACGAUGCAGCAGGUUUCGAUUUCCUUAUCGUGGACACUGCUCAGCGCAUCGUCCCGAGCCGCGGCAAGCGCUCCACACGCUGUUUCAUCGAGGUGAAGGGCAGCGCGGGGACCUUCGCAGGGAUGCUCUGUCUCAGCGCGAACGAGCAGCGCAAGCGCGACGAGGUGACAGCCUCGAAGGGAGAGGGCAACGCGUAUGUUAUCGCCGUGGUCGAUAACGUGGAAAACCUGGAACAUGCCUCGGUGCGACAUUUCAUCUGGAGCGACGACGCCUCGAUGUUGCCGGGCAACGUUUUUCCCGUUUUUCCCAACUAG